UGAAUAUGCUAGUGUCAUGAAUAGUCCAGUUAAGGAAAAAGAAACAUUGAUAGAAUUCCUUUGGCUCACUAAUGGAUUCAGUCAUUUUAAUUGUUUCUGUCUACAAAACAUGUUCCCACUCCACCUCCUAGAUGAAGGCUUCUAAAUCAGACUACAUCAAGUUUUUCCUAUUAUACCUUUUCUUGACUGUUUACUAAACCUCAGCUUCCCUUUCAGUCUUCUCCCAGAUUAUCAGAUCUGAGAAUUGUCAAAGACAUAUCUUUAGUGUAGCCAGCACUAUCAAUUUUAUUAUCUCAGUAUUACUAGAAUAGUUCCCUUUCAUCCACACAGGAAAGUGGAACAUUUGUAUUUUCAAUAUCUUUCAGAUUGGAAGACAUGGACUGAGAUGAAGCAUUCAAAUUCAAAUCAAUAUAUUUUCAAAGAAUCAUCAUUUCAAGGCAUAGUAAUGGAAAGAAUAAAAAUGGAUGGAUCUUGGAAUUCUGAGUUCAAAGAAACUUUGGAAUUUGAGGGUAAUACAGAGAGACUACAGGGAAAACCCAACAAACUAUUGCAUCAGGUGAUGAUGCAUAGAAAAACUCUAACUUGGGAGAAAGGCCCUGAAUACAAUGAAUUUGGAGAAAGCUUUAAUCUGAGCUCAAACCUAGUAACACAGAAAAUAAUUUUUACCGGAGAAAAAGCUGAUAAAUACGAUACACAUGAAAAAAACUUCAAACAUAAUUUGGAUACAGCUAAACAACAAGGAAUAAAUCCAGAUAAGAAACCUUGUAAAUGUAAAGAAUGUGGGAAAGCCUUCAAUUAUUAUUCAGACCUUAUUCAACACCAGCGAACUCACACUGGAAAGAAACCAUACACAUGUGGUAAAUGUGGAAAGGCAUUCAGUGACCCCUCACACUUUAUUCAACAUCAGAGAAUACAUACUGGAGAAAAAUCUUAUGAAUGUAAUGAGUGUGGAAAGGCUUUCAGUGACCGAUCAACUUUUAUUCAACACCAGAGAACUCACAGUGGAGAAAAGUCUUAUGAAUGUGAUCAAUGUGGGAAAGCAUUUAGCCAAAAAAAGCACCUUAUUCAGCAUCAGAAGAUUCAUACUGGAGAAAAACCCUAUGAAUGUAGUGAAUGUGAGAAAUCAUUCAACCAGAGGACCCAACUUACUCAACAUCAGAAAACUCAUUCUGGAGAGAAACCCUACAAAUGUAAUGAAUGUGGGAAAUUCUUCAGUCGAAGUACACACCUUACUGAACAUCAGAAAACACACACUGGAGAGAAACCUUAUAAGUGCAAUGAAUGUGGAAAAGCUUUUACUUAUCGCUCAACCUUUAUUCGGCAUCAUAUCAUUCAUACUGGUGAGAAGCCCUAUGUAUGUUAUGAAUGUGGGAAAACUUUUAGUCAAAACUCAAUCCUUACUGAACAUCAUAAAACUCAUACUGGAGAGAAACCCUAUAAAUGUAAUGAUUGUGGGAAAGCUUUCAGUUCCUGCUCAUAUCUUAACCAACAUCAGAAAACUCAUACUGGAGAGAAGCCUUAUAAAUGUAAUGAAUGUGGAAAAGCCUUUAGUUACUGCUCAUCCCUUACUCAACAUCAGAGGGUUCAUACUGGAGAGAAACCCUAUGAAUGUAAUGAAUGUCGGAAAGCCUUCAGUUGUUGGUCCAACUUUAACCAACAUCAGAAAACUCAUACUGGAGAAAAACCCUACAAAUGUCAUGAAUGUGGAACAGCUUUCAGUCAGAGCACACGUCUUACUCAGCAUCAGAGAAUUCAUACUGGAGAAAAACCCUAUGAAUGCAAUGAGUGUGGAAAAUCUUUUAGUCUAAGUACUCGCCUUGUUGAACAUCAGAAAAUUCAUACUGGAGAGAAGCCUUAUAAAUGUAGUAAUUGUGAGAAAGCUUUCAGUCGGCGUACCCAUCUUACUGAACAUCAGAAAACUCACACUGGAGAGAAACCCUAUAGAUGUAAUGAAUGUGGGAAAGCUUUCACCUGUAGUUCAUCCCUAAUCAGACAUCAAAGAUUACAUGUUUGAAAGUGACUGUGUAAAUAUAAUGAAUAUGGAUGAAAAAUAAAGUCAGACAUCACUUUCUUAAAUAUUUUGGUCAAGCAACUUAAUAGAAAAUUAAGCUGAUUAAGAGAAGACUCUUCUUGCAUCUAAGUUUCCUUAUAUAGCUCCUACUGCUAUACUCUAUGUAAAUAAACCCUUAAGAAUAUUUGUUGAUUGAAUGCUUGAUUAAAAUAACUUUAUGUAGUAACUCAUGUUAGAAGAGUCACUUAAGAGCUUUAGAAAAAUCAGUCUUCAGCCAAAAAAGGAUCAAGGUAAGGACUAAAGAUGAGCUAACCAAAAAGAAAUCAUGGCUUAAGGCACCAUUGUCUCCUUCUAAUAAUUUUUCCUUCAAAGUUGUGCCACUUGGUCAACUGACCCCAAAAAAAGUGGCAGCCACUAUCUUCAAUUCUUUAGAACCUGGGGAAAAGAGGAUCAGAGAGACCUGAAAUGACUUGGUCCCAGGAUUAAGCUAGAAGUGAAUCAAGAUAUCCUCUGUAAUUCACAUGGCACAAAAUGAUAAAAUUCCUAAAACCGUAGAUCUAGUCAAGGAAGCUACAACUUAAAAGGAAUGAAGAAAUACCUGUCCUGCUGCUUCUUUGGUUCUCUCUGUAGGAAUGAACUGAGACUUUAGUCUUGAAAAUAAUUAUAGUCAACAUAGCAAACUGUUGUAAGCUACAAUCUUAAAUUCUUUAUCACCACACCUCCCAAUUUGUACAGUUUUCUCAACCAUCAGAAACUUAGGACUCUAGGUUAUAUUAUUUCCAAAUCCUGACUUCUAAUUAGUUGUCAUUGAUCCUCAGAGACU
Sarcophilus harrisii (Tasmanian devil) is the source of this 2834-nucleotide messenger RNA. Its product is annotated as zinc finger protein 184-like. The transcript has a single exon. The record is from RefSeq and is a predicted model, not a curated record. Gene Ontology annotation, molecular function: DNA-binding transcription repressor activity, RNA polymerase II-specific. Bases 386 to 2014 code for a protein of 542 amino acids. Gene Ontology annotation, biological process: negative regulation of transcription by RNA polymerase II. NCBI's taxonomy places the organism in Eukaryota, Metazoa, Chordata, Mammalia, Dasyuromorphia, Dasyuridae.